ACACGUGACCACGCGGUCUGUCAUGUGACUUGUGUUAAAGCGGCUCUGCUACCUGGCUGUGGAAAUACUUCGCAUACCCGACAACUAAACAGGCUUAUCUGUUUGACGUAACACUUUUUGGCAGCACUUCUUUCCCGUCCCGCCUCUCAUUCCGCGUCAUGGCCCUCCUCCUCUUCGUCAGGACGUGAAACACCGCCACGCUGACGACAACCGCAGAGCCCAGCGCCAGGAUGACCAAGCCCAGCGCCAGCAGGUGAGAGGUCCCACCGGCGGAGUGGUUUAACUGGUCCCACACGCCCACGCCCACGCAGCUGAAGCCGAUGACAGUCCCCCAAAAGCCGAAGGCCAACAUGCACGAGCCGCAGGACAGCUCAACGCCGCCCGUUACCACGGUGAUGCCCGCCACUGAGACCACGCCUCCAGUGGUCGCCUGUCCUACUUACCUCCAACUUAUCUCUGUUGCUCCUCAGACGUGCACACUCUACACCUGACAGGGCAGACUUUGGGACCUUCACGUGACCCUUAAGAGAUUUGGGAGAAAGGAGGAGGAGACGCUGAGAUCCAAGCAUGGGGAACAGCACAAGUAGCGCCUUGUCCAAGGAAAUCCUGGAGGACCUGAAGUUGAGCACCAAGUUCACCGAGCAGGAGAUCAGCCAGUGGUACGAGAACUUCCAGAAGCAGUGCCCGAGCGGGCGCAUCACACCCGAGGAGUUUGAGCAGAUCUACGCCCGCUUCUUCCCGGACAGCGACGCCAAGAGCUACGCCCGCCAUGUCUUCCGCUCCUUUGACACCAACGACGACGGCACGCUGGACUUCAAGGAGUACAUCAUCGCUCUGCACAUGACCUCCACUGGGAAGACCACCAGGAAGCUGGAGUGGGCCUUCUCUCUCUUCGACGUGGACAAGAACGGGUACAUCAACAAGACGGAAGUGACGGAAAUCUGCCAGGCCAUCUUCAAGCUGAUCCCCAAGGAGGAGCAGAGCAGACUACCACAGGACGAGAACACCCCAGAGAAACGAGCCAACAAGCUGUGGUCCUACUUUGAGAAGAAAGACAACGAGAGACUGGCUGAAGGCGAGUUCAUCAAGGGAGUCAUCGAGAAUGAAAACGCGAUGCGACUCAUCCACUAUGGACCACUCAAGCAAUAAAAGCAUUCACUCUUACUGUCCACCAAUCACCUCUUUCACAAUGCUUUUGUGGAAAUACUCUUGCUUGCCACAGACUUACCAUUUUCUUUUCAACACUUGUGAAUAAUAUAUAGAUUAGCGGCGCACGAUAUCUUUUUUACAAACCCAUACCAAUAACUUUCUGCUUCUCAAGGCCAAUAUGGUAUCGAUAACCGAUAGCAAACUGGCAAACCUUUUGCACGUUCAAACGCUACGGCGCUGGCGUUUCAGGUGGCUGAUGAGGUAUUUGUGUGCUCGAUGGGGUUUUGCUUUUCCCCUCAUCGCAGCACAACGUCCUUCCUCAUAAAGAGAAUGUUUGUUUACAAGAGAGCUCAGGGGAAGUUACGACAGGCCGUUCACGUCACAGGCAGGAGGAAAAGGAGCGCUUGAUUUGCUCACCCGCACAUUAUGGGUAAUGUCACCUCAUUGGAGCGUUUUUUUUUAUGUUAUCGAAACAAUUUUUAAUGGUAUUGGAUUCAUCAGUAUGAUGUCAUAAUUCCUUCAUAUCGUGCACCCCUAAUAUAUAUAUAUAUGUGUGUAUAUGUGUGUAUAUGUGUGUAUAUGUGUGUAUGUAUACACAGUUAAAGCUUCAAUUAUUCCCACCCUGGAAGUGAAUUGUAUUUGUUGAAUGGGCGUCUUUUGCUGGAAGUGACAAGUGAAAAUGAAAAGUAGCAAAAGACUGUAAUACGUGGUGUUAUUAAAUUAAGAUGCCCUUUAAAAAUGUCUAUUUUUAACACAUGGCUCACUCCUCCCGCUGCAAACCCUCCUGCUAGCUUGACAUUCUCCGAUUUCAAGCAUUUGCAAUAAAAGUUAUGAGAGUCAGUUCACUCUUGACAAGUUGAAUCCCUAAAUAUGCCUCACACACUUACU
This is a messenger RNA of Dunckerocampus dactyliophorus (ringed pipefish), 2037 nucleotides long. RefSeq names its product recoverin 2 (gene rcvrn2). Bases 568 to 1149 code for a protein of 193 amino acids. Lineage: Eukaryota; Metazoa; Chordata; Actinopteri; Syngnathiformes; Syngnathidae. The transcript has 6 exons. Gene Ontology annotation, molecular function: calcium ion binding. The record is from RefSeq and is a predicted model, not a curated record.